Haliaeetus leucocephalus (bald eagle) is the source of this 3811-nucleotide messenger RNA. RefSeq names its product tolloid-like 1 (gene TLL1). The coding region runs from base 1 to 3030 and encodes 1009 amino acids. Gene Ontology annotation, molecular function: metalloendopeptidase activity; calcium ion binding; zinc ion binding. The record is from RefSeq and is a predicted model, not a curated record. Gene Ontology annotation, biological process: proteolysis. NCBI's taxonomy places the organism in Eukaryota, Metazoa, Chordata, Aves, Accipitriformes, Accipitridae. The transcript has 21 exons.
AUGAAAAUGCUUUGCUGGAGGAUGGCACUGUGGCUGGCCGGGUGGACUGUCUGUGGGAAGCCUUCCUCCUGCUCUGGCCUUGACUAUGACUACACUUACGAUUUCACUGAAGAGGAUAAAGCUGAGGCGAUAGAUUAUAAGGAUCCUUGCAAAGCCGCUGUCUUUUGGGGAGAUAUUGCCUUAGAUGAUGAAGACUUAAAAAUCUUUCAAAUUGACAGGACGAUUGACCUUACGCAGCACUCCAACGAAAGACUUGGCCAUAACACAGGUGGCUUUGGAGAGCAUGGAAUGUCAAAAAAACGAGGUGCCCUCUAUCAGCUUAUAGACAGGAUAAGAAGAUUUGGCUCUGGCUUUGAGCAAAAUAAUACAUCUAAAGGAAGAACUACUGUAAAAUUCUCAGGGAGAAAUGAGAAAAACCGCUUUCCCAGAGCUGCUACAUCACGAACAGAAAGAAUAUGGCCAGGGGGUGUCAUUCCAUAUGUAAUAGGUGGAAAUUUCACUGGCACCCAGCGCGCCAUGUUCAAACAGGCUAUGCGACACUGGGAAAAGUACACAUGCGUGACAUUUAUAGAACGAAGCGAUGAAGAAAGUUAUAUUGUAUUUACAUACAGACCGUGUGGGUGCUGUUCUUAUGUGGGUCGAAGGGGCAAUGGUCCUCAGGCUAUAUCUAUUGGCAAGAAUUGUGAUAAAUUUGGUAUAGUUGUCCAUGAGUUGGGUCAUGUGAUAGGUUUUUGGCACGAACAUACACGACCAGACCGUGAUGACCAUGUUACCAUCAUUAGAGAAAACAUCCAGCCUGGUCAGGAAUACAACUUCUUGAAGAUGGAGCCUGGAGAGGUGAACUCCCUUGGGGAACCGUAUGACUUUGACAGCAUUAUGCACUAUGCCAGGAACACCUUCUCAAGGGGCAUGUUUCUGGAUACCAUUCUCCCUUCCCGUGAUGAUAAUGGUAUACGACCUGCCAUUGGCCAGCGUACUCGUCUAAGUAAAGGAGAUAUUGCACAGGCAAGAAAGCUGUAUAGAUGUCCAGCCUGUGGAGAAACACUGCAGGAAUCUACAGGCAACUUUUCUUCUCCAGGAUUUCCAAAUGGUUAUCCUUCCUACACACACUGCAUAUGGAGAAUCUCUGUGACCCCAGGGGAGAAGAUUGUUUUAAACUUCACCACCAUGGACCUUUACAAGAGCAGUCUCUGUUGGUACGACUACAUUGAAGUAAGAGAUGGCUACUGGAGAAAAUCACCUCUGCUUGGCAGGUUUUGUGGUGACAAACUGCCAGAAGUCCUCGCAUCCUCUGACAGCAGGAUGUGGAUUGAGUUCCGCAGCAGCAGCAACUGGGUUGGGAAAGGUUUUGCAGCAAUUUAUGAAGCUAUCUGUGGCGGUGAAAUCCACAAAAAUGAAGGCCAGAUCCAGUCUCCCAAUUAUCCUGAUGACUACAGACCAAUGAAGGAAUGUGUGUGGAAAAUAACAGUGUCAGAAAGCUACAAUGUAGGAUUAACCUUUCAAGCAUUUGAGAUUGAAAGACAUGAUAACUGUGCAUAUGACUACUUGGAAAUUCGAGAUGGAACAAAUGAGAACAGUCCUUUAAUUGGUCACUUUUGUGGCUAUGACAAGCCAGAAGACAUUAGAUCUACCUCUAAUACCCUGUGGAUGAAGUUUGUCUCUGAUGGAACUGUUAACAAAGCAGGGUUUGCAGCUAACUUUUUUAAAGAGGAAGAUGAAUGUGCCAAACCUGACAAUGGUGGCUGUGAGCAGCGCUGUGUAAAUACUCUGGGCAGUUACCAGUGCGCCUGUGAUCCUGGCUAUGAACUUGGUCCUGACAAAAAGAGUUGUGAAGCUGCUUGCGGAGGACUCCUGACAAAGCUAAAUGGGACUAUAACCACACCAGGGUGGCCCAAAGAGUAUCCUCCAAACAAAAACUGUGUGUGGCAGGUGGUUGCCCCAACGCAAUACCGAAUCUCAAUGAAGUUUGAGUUUUUUGAGUUAGAAGGGAAUGAAGUUUGCAAAUAUGAUUAUGUGGAGAUUCGUAGUGGCCUUUCUUCUGAUUCUAAACUACAUGGUAAAUUCUGCGGUACAGAAGUGCCUGAAGUUAUCACCUCUCAGUACAACAACAUGCGAAUUGAGUUCAGAUCUGACAACACUGUGUCAAAAAAAGGCUUCAAGGCACACUUCUUCUCAGACAAGGAUGAGUGUUCAAAGGACAACGGUGGCUGCCAGCACGAGUGCAUCAACACAGUAGGAAGCUACAUUUGCCAGUGCCGAAAUGGAUUUGUGCUACACGAAAACAAACAUGACUGCAAGGAGGCUGAGUGUGAACAGAAGAUCCACAGUCCCAACGGCAUCAUCACAAGUCCCAACUGGCCCGACAAGUAUCCCAGCAGAAAGGAGUGCACAUGGGAAAUCAGUGCCACCCCUGGGCAGAGGGUCAAAUUGACCUUCAAUGAGUUUGAGAUCGAACAACAUCAAGAAUGUGCUUAUGACCACUUGGAAGUGUUUGACGGUGAAAGUGAAAAAUCACCAAUUCUGGGACGCUUGUGUGGCAAUAAGAUACCAGAUCCUCUUAUUGCUACUGGAAACAAAAUGUUUCUCCGCUUCAUUUCUGAUGCAUCAGUUCAAAGAAAAGGCUUCCAAGCAACGCACUCUACAGAGUGUGGUGGUCGGCUGAAAGCUGAAACCAAGCCCAAAGAUCUGUACUCGCAUGCUCAGUUUGGCGAUAACAACUAUCCAGUUCAGGCAGACUGCGACUGGCUCCUGGUGGCAGAGCGCAGCUGUCGAGUCGAGUUAAUGUUUCAGACUUUUGAGGUUGAAGAAGAGGCAGACUGUGGUUACGAUUAUGUGGAGCUAUUUGAUGGUCAUGAUAAGACAGCUGUAAGACUUGGUCGAUUUUGUGGAUCUGGGCCACCAGAAGAAAUUUAUUCAGCAGGGGAAGCUCUUUUACUUCACUUUCAUACUGAUGAUACAAUCAACAAGAAAGGAUUUCAUAUACGAUACAGAAGUAUAAAAUAUCCAGAUAGCGUGCACACCAAAAAAUAACACAAGAACCUCUAUGCCAGAAAAGGAGAGUGAGAAAGAAAGAACGCACAAUGGAAAGGAAGGAAGGCGUGUCUUUUUUUUAAACUGAAGUUAUUAGCACAAAUGUUUUAUAUGAGUUCAGUUGAAAUGACAACUUGUAAGACCAGAGACUGAAAUAAAAUAAAAAAACAAAAUCACCUAUCCCAGUGGAAUAGUCAAGAUGAUGAUGUGCAGACUCCAUACUUGACUGUCUCUGCAAAGCUUGUGAAAGGACUUUGCAUGCAGGGAGAAUAUAAAAGCUUUUGUUCAUGGUUUGACAUUUGUCAUAGAUGCGUGCAGAUUCAAUCAGUUGCAUUCAGGGGAAGUGACCCUGCAGACCGUUCUUCCUUCUGAUAAUUGUAUGGUGUCCAGGAGGGGAAAAAAGCUCUUUCAGGUCACACGCUCAGAAUACUGUCCUUAUAUCUAGUUGCUUUGACUUUGUAUCCUGCAGAAGGUGUGUACAAGGACUUGAAAGAAGAUAUGAAACGAGAAGGUCUUCCUGCAUUGUUCUGUAUUUUUUUACAAAUUCAUCUGUCAUAUCAGGUUAUCAGUGUUUUGAAACUGGAAAAAUCCUACUUCUGAAACAUAACUGAUCUUUAGAGUAUUUUGUUUUACUAAUGACUGAGAAGUCUGAACUGUUACAUCAGUCAUCACUAGUUGACCAAUCACUAGUUGACUGAAUUUGAACAGUGUAAGCAUCUGAAAAUGUUUCGUUUACUGGUUAAGUAAGCUAUCUCUGAUGAUGUGCUCUUAUUUUGCACUG